Messenger RNA from Epinephelus lanceolatus (giant grouper), 2946 nucleotides. The record is from RefSeq and is a predicted model, not a curated record. Lineage: Eukaryota; Metazoa; Chordata; Actinopteri; Perciformes; Serranidae.
GGUUGCUCGUGGAGAACAGGAAACAGGGUUGACAGGAAGGCCAUCCAGGCACUCCAGAAAAUAUAGAAAAAUGAAGAGGGAAAUAUUAAAAAGCCUUUAUUGUUGUGGCUAAAUCAUUAAAAGAGACAACAUGUUUCGACCACUGCAGAGGGGUAUUCCAGGUAGGAGGUUCAACAAACUCCGAGUCUAAUCCUGGGCCCGUAUUCCUAAAGAUUCUGAGAAUCCUCUCAGAGAGCUCCUAACUUAGCCUAAAAAUUCCCAGCAAGGAGUCUUAGCUUACGAGUGAUUCCAGAACACUCUCAGAGAACUCUGAGCAAGGAAUGGACAGAAGCUCCUAUCUUAGUGAGGAGGUGUGGUUGACCCCGUUGCUAGGUAUGAGUCAUCAUUUCCAAAGCUGUGAUUGGUUGAUCCUAAAAGCUGGAUAAAAAACUUACUUUUGGUGAUAAUUGAUAAACUCAAUUAUGGAAUCUAAUCUUAUGAAGACUGUGUAAUUGUAAAUAACAUAUCACAUAAAAGAAAAUACAUGUUAAAUGAAUAGUAAACUGUACUAUAAAAUAAUCCUACUGAAUGCCCACAUAUUCACAUAGUGAUGGUUAUAUUAAUUUGCUUUUAUUAAUUGCAUGCUUUUGUACUUUCAACUAUCAACAUCUCAACUUAAUUUGGUAUUAACGAGUGUAACACAGCACAGCUUUCAUCAAUGUCCUUGAUUGCUGACAGGUGUAUAAGAAGUAGGCUUGUCUGGCUUUUACAUCUGCUACAAACUAGUGAACAACAAUGGAGAGAAAAAGAACAAGAAAACCCAACUGGACCGAGGAACAGUGUUUGCUUUUGGCUCAAUUGAUCAAUGAGCAUAAAAGUGUUUUGAGGGGUAAAUUUAGCCCCAGUGUCACAGUGCAAGCCAAGAAGCAAGCCUGGGACACUAUAGCACAACAGAUAAAUGCCUCCUUUCCGUUGGUUGUGCGCACAAGUGAGGAUUGCGAGAAGCGGUGGUAUGUGUUGCAGUCAAAAGCAAAAGAGGAGAUUGCGGCACAAAAACGUGAAGCUUCACGCACAGGGGGUGGACCACCUUCUAAGCAGCUGUCCCAGGUUGCAGAAACAGUAUUUGAUAUACUGGGGCAGUCAGAAGUUGGCAUCACCGGGCUGAGGGAAGGCAUUGACUCCUCAAUGUUGCAGGCCAUUGAAAUGCAACAAUGCAUGGAGCGAUCAGAGGAACCGGGCCCCUCAACAUCACAGGUGUACGACCAUCAGACAGAGUCCAGCCUGCCCGCUGCUGCCGCUCAAACACCAUCCCUGCCUGCUGCACCUGCUGCUCCAACACCAUCCCUGCAGGACAGAAGAUUAGAGUUGACGAUGGAUGUCUUAACGCAGCAGAAAAGAGUUCUCUGCCUACAGGAGGAGUACUAUAGACUGAAAAUUCAGUUCCUAAAAAAUAAAUUGAGUGACAAAUAGAUAUUGUGUCUUUGAGUAAUGUGUCAUGUAUGUAACUAUUGUAAGUGAUGUUUGGUAAAACUAUGUGGUACAUUGAUUAAAUGCAUUCACACAUUUUCUAAUUACAUAUAUUUUCUAAUUACAUAUACUGUAACUUGCCUGAAAUGUAAAUUUGUAAAGUGGCCUCUGUAACAUAGUCCACUUUGAGCCAAGUUCCCCUGUGGAAAGUCAAUGUUUUCUUCACCACCAUCAUCAUCGCUCUCCUCGUCACCAUCACCCUCAAGAGGUUCUGCAAUCUGCCGAGCCUUGCAAAUGUUGUGCAGUAUUGCACAGGCCACGAUGACUUUGCAGACUUUAUCAGGGGUCAGCCGCACCUCUCCAUGGAGGACAUGAAAGCGUCUCUUCAUUUGGCCAAUGCCACGCUCCACAACUGCCCUUGUUCUCUUAUGGGCCCUACAGACAUAAUUAAACAUUAUACAUUAUGUACAUUAUUUGAUGGAAAUAUCUAGGAUAAUCCAACAUGCAAUUUACAUUUUAUGUCCAUGCAUAAUUCUAUAUUGUUUGGGUUACCUGUUGUAGUUUAGUUGCGGCCCUUGGUGUGGCUGGAGGUAAGGUGUUAGGAGCCAUGGUUUGCAUGGGUAGCCACUGUCCCCUAACAAGUGGCAAUUGGCUGGCACAUAAUGUCCCUCGAAAAGCUGUCUGAGACCACUCUCAGAGAGCAUUCUGGCAUCAUGUGUUGAGCCUGGCCAUUUAGCAACAAUGUCUAAAAUUUUGUAGUCAGCACUGAAAACAAGCUGAACAUUGAUGCUGUGAAAUCUUUUCCUGUUCACAAAGAUGGCUUCAUCUUCUGAUGGUGCAAUUAUUCUGACAUGUGUCCCAUCAAUUACACCCACAACACCAGGGAAUCCUGCAAUGUCCAUAAAUGCCCUUUUGUGGGCUUGCAAAGUGCGGGCAUCCAGUGGAAAUUUAACAAAUUGUGUCACAAUGUGAGGUUGUGACAAUGCUGUCAAUGUUUGAUUGAUGACCCUGCUGAUGGAGGGUUGUGACAGACCCAAGUCAUCACUGCUGCAUUGUUGCAUUUUCCCUGUUGCCAAAUACCUCAAGGUUGUGAUUACCUUCAUUUCAGGUGAUAUGGCAUUGUGGCGUUGGGUAGGAGAAGUCAGUGCAUCUCUAAUGAGAUCGACCACAAAAACAAUGCCGGCGCGAUCCAAUCUGUAGCGUUUUAAUAAUUCACCGUCUUCCAGUGUUUGGAGAAUAUCUCUCCUGCCUCUUCCCUCCGCCAUUUUGUCCUCUGCUUAGGGAACUCCUAAUCUGCUUAAAAGUCCUCUUCCCUGCUCCUAAUAGAUCUCACCUUAGGAGCACUUUCAGGAGCUAGGAUUCUUUUGGAAUAGCUUUUAUCUUUACUAGGAUCUACUCUUAAUUUUUAGGAGAAAUUCUAAGAAAACACCAAGAUUCUAAGAAUUUUCUUAGAAUUUGGCCACUAGGAGCAACUCUUUGCACUAAGAAUCUUUAGGAAUA